Messenger RNA from Paramisgurnus dabryanus, 23747 nucleotides. RefSeq names its product obscurin, cytoskeletal calmodulin and titin-interacting RhoGEF b (gene obscnb). Gene Ontology annotation, molecular function: protein binding; guanyl-nucleotide exchange factor activity. NCBI's taxonomy places the organism in Eukaryota, Metazoa, Chordata, Actinopteri, Cypriniformes, Cobitidae. The record is from RefSeq and is a predicted model, not a curated record.
UUUGUCACAGUGUAAGCAAAGACACUGGGGGAUAAAAUACACUGUCCUUGCUCCUCUAAAGUACACGGAAUUUACCUGUUUUACGCGGAUCUAUUCUCAUGCCAACAUUGGAUAUUUAUGAAGAACUAUAUCGGUUUAUAUCCACUGUAGCUUGAGGAGAAAAAAAAGGAAGCAAUAAUGGAUCAGAAUCUAUUUGGUGGGGCUCCACGCUUUCUAACUCGACCUAAGGCCUUUCAACUGAGUGUGGGACGAGAUGCUUCCCUCAGCUGUACUAUCGUAGGAAACCCUGUACUUGCCGUCACUUGGGAGAAAGAAAAACUGAUUCUUUCGGCAGGGGGGCGCUUCAAAACGGUUGAGGAUGGGGACGUUUAUCGACUCACUAUCUACGAUCUAACGCUAGAAGACAGUGGGCAGUACAUUUGCCGUGCCAAGAACAAUGUCGGAGAGGCGUAUGCAGCCGUUACCCUGAAAGUAGGAUUGCCGUCAGCUGUGGGAGAUCGUGCUCCAGUCUUUAUAGUGAAGCCUGUCUCCAGCCGAGUGGGUCUAGGCGGGGAUGUGACCUUCUAUUGCCGUGUUGCAGCCCAUCCAACACCAAAUUUUGACUGGGAAAAGGAUGGCCGCUACCUGAGUGAGACCAACCGCAUCAAGAUUACCUCAGAUAGCGAAUCCAGCUCCUUGCGGAUCCAAAGCGUCCGGAGCAUGGACAGUGGUUCGUACACCUGUCGGGUGCAGAACUCCAUUGGUCGUGCUCAAUCCGCUGCCGCUCUGGUGGUGGACAUGCAGGACACUCGUUCGCUCAAUGCAGACAAGAGCACAUCCCUCCUCUCACACAUGCAGAAGCGAAAAGAAGAGAUGCAAAAGGACAUCUCCAUCUACCGCACCACAGAAAGCACCACAACCUCCUCCUCAAAAAUCUCAGAAGAACAUGGCAGCUUCGGUUUUGGGUCCUACGAUCAUGAGCAGAGGGUUUCUGCCUUGGCCUUGGCGAGCAUGUUGCCUAAAGGUGUGUUUACCCGCACCUGUACAGUGACAGAGGGUAAACAUGCCAAGCUCAGCUGUUUCGUCACAGGCCAUCCUAAACCACAGAUUAUCUGGCGGAAGGAUGGGGUUAACAUUGGCGAGGGCCGCAGACAUGUUAUGUAUGAGGAUCAGGCAGAGAAUUUCAUCCUCAAGGUCCUCUACUGCAAGCAAAAUGAUAAUGGGCUGUAUACCUGCAAUGCAUCCAACAUGGCUGGACAAACCUACAGCGCUGUGCUAGUGACUGUUAAAGAGCCAAAGAUUCCAUUCAAGAGAAAGUUGCAGGAUGUUGAGGUAAAGGAAAAGGAAAUGGCGACUCUGCAUUGUGAGGUACCAAUGCCAAACACCAAAGCUAGCUGGUACAUGGAAGAGACUCGUCUAGAAGAAAGCUCCAAGUACCACAUGAAUGAGGAGGGCACCGUGCGCCGGCUCAUAAUUACCAAUGUUACCACCAACGAUGAUGCCGUCUAUAUCUGCGAGAUGAAGGAGGGCAGUCGCACUGUGGCAGAACUAACAGUUCUGGGCAACAUCACUAAAAAGCUGCCCAGGAAGACAGUGGUGCCAGUUAGUGAUACAGUGAUUUUCUGCGUGGAACUGGAGCAACCAGUAGACGAUGCAUAUUGGACCAGGAAUGGAGAGAGGCUAAAAGAGGACUCCCGAAUUAUCAUUGCCCGCAUAAACAGACAGUACACCUUAACUAUUCGUGAAUGUACCACAGAGGACUCGGGUGAGGUGGCCUUCAUCGCCCGUGACUGCAAGACAUCCACUCGCUUCUCUGUCACUGCACCGAGGAAACAUCCACCAGAUCCCCCAGUUGAACCAGUGGUGCGGAAUAAGACAGAUUCAUCUAUCACGCUGGGCUGGUCCCCACCAGACACUGACCGGCCUGUCCCCAUUACUGGCUAUAUUGUGGAGCGCAGGAAGGUGGGAGUCCAAACCUGGGUUAAAAUCACUACUACAUCUGUGUCUACCACUGAAUACACCAUUAGCAACAUCCCAGAGGAAGCAAGCUAUCAGUUCCGUAUCUCGGCAGUCAAUGAUUUUGGCCAGAGUGCUUAUUUGGAGGUUCCUGGAACGUUCUACCUUGAGCCCACAGCGUCAGUGAAGAUAGGCCUUGUAAACUGUAGUGCACAUGCUGGUGAAGAAGCUACCUUCACUGUCGAGCUGUCAGCUGUAUGUUCAGGUUCCUGGAGCAUAAAUGAUCGAAUGAUCCGUAGUGGAUCUGAGUACCUGAUCACACGUUCAAAGAACACACACACAUUGGUCAUCAGGGAGGUGUCCAUGGGACUGGAUGGGGCGCAGGUCAAAUUUGUUGGUGGUGGAUCUCAGAGCACGGGAACCCUCAGUGUAAAGGCUCCACGUGCACGCUUCAUCAAGUCAUCUCAAGUGGAGGUGUUUACCUUCAGUGUACAUUCCUCAGCACAGAUGUACACAGAAGUGUCCGAUUCAAGUGUCCAGGUGGUCUGGAUGAAGGACGGAAAAGAGUUGAGGAUGGGGAAAAAAUAUGAAGCAACAAGUGUGGAUUGCAAACGGAUACUAACAGUCCACAACGUUACCCAUGAAGAUGUGGGCAUCUACGAGUGCAUCUGUGAUGGUGAUAAAAUAUCUGUUCAUCUUGCCCUUAAAGAAGAACCAUCUAAGUUUGUUAACAAGCCAAGGGCCCAGACCCAGGAGAGCAAUGCUCUGAUGGGUGACGUGGUGUUGAGCUGUGAGGUUGCUUCUUCUGGAACCACUGUUGUGUGGAAAAAAGAUCAGAAAGAAAUAAUAGAGGACACAAGGACAACCUUUGUCUCUCAGGGGACACAAAGAAAGCUGAUCAUCAAGGGUGCCAAGCAGAGCGAUGAAGGACGCUACUCAUGUGAAACGCAAGAGGACAAGAUGACAUUCCUGGUCAAGAUAAAAGAAACCCAGGCUGCUUUUUCAAAUAAAGACUCUUAUCAGAAGGAAGUCAAAGUGUCAGUUUCCCAAAAAGCCACAUUGAGCUGUGAAGUUUCUGACUCUAAGACUGAAGUGAAAUGGUUCAAGGAUGGCAAGCAGGUGUUUUCCAGUAAGAGUGUCUAUAUAGAGUCAAAGGGUAAGAGCCGUCAGCUGGUGUUGGAAAGCGUGGAGAAGAACGAUGCUGGACAAUAUACCUGUGAAGUUGGAAAUGAGAAGCUGACCUUUAAGAUUCUGGUGGAAGACAUUCAAGCUGCCUUCUCCAACAAGGACACCUAUCAGAAAGAAGUCAGAGUAUCAACCUCUCAGAAAGCCAUAUUGAGCUGUGAAGUUUCUGACUCUAAGACUGAGGUGAAAUGGUUCAAGGGUGGCAAGCAGUUGUUCUCCAGUAGGAGUGUCCAUAUAGAGUCAAAGGGUAAGAGCCGUCAGCUGGUGCUGGAAAGCGUGGAGAAGAAAGAUGCUGGGGAAUACACCUGUGAAGUUGGAAAUGAGAAACUGACCUUUAAGAUUCUGGUGGAAGAUGUUCAAGCUGCAUUCUCAAACAAGGACACCUAUCAGAAAGAAGUCAAAGUGUCAGUUUCCCAGAAAGCCACACUGAGUUGUGAAGUUUCUGACUCUAAAACUGAAGUGAAAUGGUUCAAGGAUGGCAAGCAGUUGAGCUCCAGUAAGAGUGUCCACAUAGAGUCAAAGGCCAAGAGCCGUCAGCUGGUGCUGGAAAGUGUGGAGAAGAAGGAUGCUGGACAAUACACCUGUGAAGUUGGAAAUGAGAAGCUGACCUUUAAGAUUCUGGUAGAAGAUGUUCAAGCUGCCUUCUCCAACAAGGAUACCUAUCAGAAAGAAGUCAAAGUGUCAGUUUCCCAAAAAGCCACAUUGAGCUGUGAAGUUUCUGACUCUAAAACUGAGGUGAAAUGGUUCAAGGAUGGCAAACAGUUGAGCUCCAGUAAGAGUGUCCACAUAGAGUCAAAGGCCAAGAGCCGUCAGCUGGUGCUGGAAAGCGUGGAGAAGAAAGAUGCUGGAGAGUACACCUGUGAAGUUGGAAAUGAGAAACUGGUCUUUAGGAUUAAGGUGGAAGACGUUCAAGCUGCCUUCUCCAACAAGGACACCUAUCAGAAAGAAGUCAAAGUGUCAGUUUCCCAGAAAGCCACAUUGAGCUGUGAAGUUUCUGACUCUAAAACUGAGGUAAAAUGGUUCAAGGAUGGCAAGCAGUUAAGCUCCAGUAGGAGUGUUCAUAUAGAGUCAAAGGCCAAGAGCCGCCAGCUGGUGCUGGAAAGCGUGGAAAAGAAAGAUGCUGGAGAAUACACCUGCGAAGUUGGAAAUGAAAAACUGGUCUUUAGGAUUAAGGUGGAAGACGUUCAAGCUGCCUUCUCCAACAAGGACACCUAUCAGAAAGAAGUCAAAGUGUCAGUUUCCCAGAAAGCCACAUUGAGCUGUGAAGUUUCUGACUCUAAAACUGAGGUGAAAUGGUUUAAGGAUGGCAAGCAGUUAAGCUCCAGUAAGAGUGUCCACAUAGAGUCAAAGGCCAAGAGCCGCCAGCUGGUGCUGGAAAGCGUGGAGAAGAAAGAUGCUGGAGAAUACACCUGUGAAGUUGGAAAUGAGAAAUUGGUCUUUAGGAUUAAGGUGGAAGACGUUCAAGCUGCCUUCUCCAACAAGGACACCUAUCAGAAAGAAGUCCAAGUAUCAGUUUCCCAAAAGGCCACAUUGAGCUGUGUAGUUUGUGACCCUAAAACUGAGGUGAAAUGGUCCAAGGAUGGCAAGCAGUUGAGCUCCAGUAAGAGUGUCCACAUAGAGUCAAAGGCCAAGAGCCGCCAGCUGGUGCUGGAAAGCGUGGAAAAGAAGGAUGCUGGAGAAUACACCUGUGAAGCCGGAUAUGAGAAGCUGACCUUUAAGAUUCAAGUCACAGACAUUCUGCCUGCCUUCGCAAACAAAGAUACCUAUCCAAAAGACAUCAAAGUAUCAACCUCUCAGAAAGCCACAUUAAGCUGUGAAGUUUCUGACUCUAAGACUGAGGUGAAAUGGUUCAAGGAUGGCAAGCAGUUGAGCUCCAGUAAGAAUGUACACAUAGAGUCAAAGGCCAAGAGCCGUCAGCUGGUGCUGGAAAGUGCAGAGAAGAAGGAUGCUGGGGAAUACACCUGUGAAGCUGGAAAUGAGAAGCUGGUCUUUAAGAUUCUGGUGACAGAGCCCAAAGCAGUCUUCACCAACAAGGACACCUAUCAGAAAGAAGUGAAGGUGUCAGUUUCCCAAAAAGCCACACUGAGCUGUGAAGUUUCUGACUCUAAGACUGAGGUGAAAUGGUUCAAGGAUGGCAAACAGUUGAGCUCCAGUAAGAGUGUCCACAUAGAGUCAAAGGGUACCAGCCGUCAGCUGGAACUGGAAAGCGUGGAGAAGAAGGAUGCUGGAGAAUACACCUGUGAAGUUGGAAAUGAGAAACUGGUCUUUAGGAUUAAGGUGGAAGAUGUCCCUGCCAAAUUCCAGAAGACAUCAGUGACAAAGGAUACACUGGUAGUAGAUACAACAGAGAAGAUUGUUUUGAAAACCGAAGUGACUUCUGAGAGUUGUAAUGUCAAGUGGUUCAGGGAUGGUGUGGAAAUAAAAGAAGGAUCAAAGUAUGAGAUAAAAAAAGAAGGUCGCUCACGUGUCCUUGUUGUGAAGUCUUCUGAUACCAAAGAUACUGGCACUUACUCCUGCCAGACUGUUGAUGACAAGAUGGAGUUCAAGGUUCAGGUCAAAGAGACACCUUUAAAGUUUGUGGUGCCUUUGCAGCCAGUGUGUGCAGUAUUAGAAAGCACCAUGAUCCUUUCCUGUGGUCUCAACAAAGAAACAGUUAACGUUCUUUGGAGGCAAAAUGGCAAGGAAAUCAAACCGGGUGGCAGGUACAGUAUCCGUACUGAUGGCACCAACUGCAUCUUGACUGUGUCUGCUGUGACUCAGGCGGACGAAGGUGAUUACAGCUGUGAAUGCAAAGAUGACAAGACCUCUACCAAAGUUACCACAAAAGCCCCACGUCUUGUGAGGUUCACUACCAAGCUAAACAACAUGGUUGCAAAUGAAGGCAAAGAUGCCAUUUUUAAAUGCUCCAUCACACCUUCUGAUGUAUCCGUCAAAUGGCUGCGUAAUGAUGUUCCCAUCCUAGCCAGUCCUAAAUUUAAGAUUGCUCAUGGAGGAAGCAGUCACUCCCUCACUAUCACGGCUGUUACUAAGGAGGAUGCAGGAGAGAUUAGUAUUGAUGCCGAAGGCAAAGUGUGCAAAGCCACAUUGCAAGUACAACAGCUUCCUGUGACCUUCAAAAAGAAGCUUGCAGAUAUCACAGUUCAGGAGCAGGAUACAGUUCGGUUCGAAGUGGAGCUCAGUAAACCCUCUACAGAUGUCAAGUGGAUGAAAAAUGGUGUGGUACUACAACCCGGUGGAAAUAUGGAGAUCCAUGUUGAUGGUGCCAAGCAGAUUCUGGUCCUCAAGAGUGUGGCAUAUGGUGACAGAGGCCACUAUUCCUGCGAAACCCUGGAUGACAAGACCCAGGCCAAACUAACAGUAGAGAUUAAGAAGAUUCAGGUGGUUAAAGGCCUGAAAGAGAUGAAAGUAAAAGAAAACGAUACUGUUACAAUGGAGGUGGAGCUCAGCAAGGCUGAUGUAGAAGGUUCAUGGACUAAAGAUGGCAAGAAACUACGGGUAGCAUCCAAUAUCCUCAUUUCAGCACUUGGCAACAAGCACUGCCUGACUUUGUCCCAGUUAAAGCUUAGUGAUGGUGGAACAAUCACAUUCCAGGCUGAGGAUGUUCAUACUUCUGGAAAACUCAUUAUUACAGAACCUGCUGCAAAAAUCCUCAGACCUCUUCAAGAUAUCAGUUGUCCAGAAAAGGAGAAAGUCACUUUUGAAUGUGAGGUGUCAAGAGCAAAUGCAGAUGUUAAGUGGUUUAAGGAUGAGAUCGAACUGAAGCCAGGAAAGAAAUACGGCAUCCAUUCCCAGGGCAACAAACGCAGUCUACUCAUCCACAAUUGUGCCUAUGAGGACCAGGGUCAAUAUAUAUGUAAAACAACAGAUGACAACACUUCCGCCAAGCUCACUGUUCAUGCUCGCGAUAUUAAGAUUGUGAAGCCACUUAAGGAUUUGGAGGUGACAGAGAAGGAGAGUGCAUCGUUUAUCUGUGAGAUCUCUCACGAUGAGGUAGAGGCUCAAUGGCACAAAGGAGACACAAAACUCAAAGCUGGAGACAACAUAAAGAUGAGGCAGGAGGACAGGACAUACGUUCUGCUCUUUAAAUCUGUGAAGGCUGAGGAUGCAGGCGAGGUCAGGUUCACAGCUGAGAAGGCAUCAUCGACUGCUAAACUGAAAGUUAAAGAGCUGCCUGUGAGAUUUGUGAAGAAACUGAGGGAGAAAAUCGCCAUGUACAAACACAAAGCGUACUUAGAGUGUCACGUGUCACGGGCUAGUGCUAAAGUCACAUGGUACAAGAACAAGACUCAGAUUAAACCCAGCAAAAAGCAUGAGAUUACCAGUGAGGACAUCUACAGGAAGCUCACCAUCAUUGAUGUGGACUCAGAUGAUGAGGAUACAUACACGUGUGAUGCCAUUGAUGAUAAGACGUCAUGUCAACUUCUUGUAGAGGAGCAAGCGAUCAGCAUAGUACGAGAGCUGAGUCCUGUAGAGGUGACAGAGCCCUUUGCCGCCCAUUUCGAGGUGGAAGUGAGCGUGGAGACGGUUAAGCCAGUGAAGUGGACACUAAAUGGGGAACAGCUGAAGGAGAGUGCGGAUAUCGAGAUAGAGAAAGAAGGAACUAUGCACCGCCUUACUUUUAAGAAGACCAAGGUCGCCAUGUCAGGCACUGUACAGUUCACUGCUGGCAAAAGCAAAUCUACAGCUGAGCUCACAGUUAAAGAGCGUCCUAUUGAAGUCUUGGAGCCACUCAAAGAUGCGAUAGCGAAAGAGAAGACAUCCAUUACACUGUGCUGUAAGUUUUCUGCCCCACCAAAAGAAGUGCAGUGGUUUAAGGGCCAAACUGCUUUGAAGGCUUCUAGCAAGUAUUUAAUAAGGCAAAAGGACGCCAGUGUGCAGCUGACCAUCCAGACCUUGAGCGCAGAGGACUCUGGAGAGUAUCGUUGUCGGGUUGGGGUCUGUGAGACCAAAGCCAAUCUUAAUGUAGAAGUGCGUAAAAUCCAGAUCACAAAGCAUCUAGCAGACCUGGUGAUAGAUGAAGAUGGCGAUGCUGUGUUCACAUGUGACAUCAACUAUCCUGAUGAAGAGGUCCAGUGGAUGCUCGAUGACAGACCACUCUUCAACAAUGAUGUCAAUUCCAUCACCCAUGUGGAUAAGACCCAUACCCUUACUCUCAAGAACCUUGCACCUAAGGAUGGUGGGAAGGUCUCCAUCAGCGUAAGGGAUGUGACAGAAACAGCCCUGCUAAAGGUUAAAGAGAAGAAGGCUGUAUUCCUGAAGUCUCUGGACGAUGUGGUUGCAGAGGAGAAGGGUACAGUUACUCUCAAGUGUGAAGCCUCAAAACCCAGGGUUGCCCCUGUGUGGCGUAAAGAUGGUACAGUCCUAGAAGCAAGCAAAAAGUAUGAGUUCCUCCAUGACGGAAAGACCUUGGGAUUGAUUGUCCAUGACAUCACGCAAGCUGAUGCUGGCGAGUACAGUUGUGAUCUUGGCACAGAUCUAGCAAAGUCCAAAGUCACUGUCAGAGAUAUCCAAAUCGGAAUAACCAAGCGUCUUAAGUCAGUAGAAGCCAAAGCAGGUGAAAGCUGCACAUUUGAUUGUAUCUUGUCCAGGGAAAGCUCAGAAAAGUGUACCUGGAGUCUAAAAGGCCAACCCGUCACUGAUGGUGGACGAUUUCAAAUAAGCAGCAGAGGACGCAAAUACACCUUAACAAUCAAAGGAGUCUCAGCUUCUGACUCUGGUGAGCUGAUCUUUUCCCUCAAGGACUUGAGCUCAAAGGCAACUUUGUCUGUUGAAGGUGAAGCUCCUACUAUUUCCAAAGAGCUUCAAAGUGUCAGUGUCAAAGCUGGUGAAGAUGCCACAUUCUCCUGUGAACUUUCUCAACCUGGACUGGACGUGAAGUGGUCCAAGGAUGGCAAGUCCAUUAGGAAAAGCCAGAAAUAUGAGAUCAGCCAGGCACAGACACUCGUAAGGCUGACUGUCCGCAAUGUCACUGACAAAGAUGCUGGUGAAUACAGCUGUGAAGUUGCUGGUGGUCCAACCUCAAAGGCUAAACUGGAGAUCAAAGAAAUGGCCAACAAAUUUAUUUGUGAGCUAAACGACACCACAGCGGAAGAGAAAAGUACCAUCUCUGUUGAAUGCGAGACAGCCCACCCUGCCUCUAAAGUCACCUGGCUCAAAGGAAAGAAGGAGAUCAUGACAGGAGGAAGGUACGAGCUGAUACAAAAGGGAACGGUCCUUAUCCUCAAAGUGAAGGAUCUUGAGAAGAGCGACAGUGAGGUAUACACCUGUGACAUUGGCUCUGCGAAGACUACAGCAAAGUUAACGAUUAAAGUGGUACCUGCAAAGUUCAAAGAGCAGCUGAAGAACCAACAGGUUACAGAGGGUGGGAAAGUCUUGCUUUCCUGUGUCCUCUCAAAACCUGACUGCCAAGUGCAGUGGAAGAAAGGAGGCGAAAGUCUUAAACAUGGUGGCAAAUAUAAGAUAACACAAAAGGACACUGUGUUUGAGCUAGAGAUUUCAGAUUUAGUGAUCGAGGACACUGGAGAAUAUGUCUGUGAAUGUGGAAACGAGAGGACAACAGCAAAUGUUGUUGUCAACGCAUUACCAGUGGUCUUCAAGCGUGAACUACAGAGCCAGGAGUGUGAAGAAGGAGACAGUGUUACGCUAUGUUGUGAACUCUCUAAACCUGGAGUUCCAGUGGUUUGGAGGAAAGGAACACAGGUGAUCCAUUCUGGGGAAAAGUACUACAUCAAACAAGCUGGACCACUUGUUGAGCUGAAGAUUGUUGAUCUUAAACCUGAAGAUGCUGGACAAUACACAUGUUUAUGUGGGGACAAAAAGACAACAGCAAACAUUAAGAUCAAGGCAUUACCUCUGAUCUUCAAACGUGAACUCCAAAACCAGGAGUGUGAAGAAGGAGGAAGUGUUACUCUUCAAUGUGAACUCUCUAAACCUGGAGUUCCUGUGGUUUGGAGGAAAGGAACACAAGUGAUCCAUUCAGGAGGAAAGUACCACAUCGACCAAGUUGGAUCUACUUUUGAGCUGAAGAUUACUGAGCUCAAACUUGAAGAUGCUGGAGUCUAUAGUUGUGAUUGUGGCUUUAACAAAACCUCAUCUACCAUUACCGUCAAUGAACUGCCAGUGGUCUUCACACAUGAGCUGAAGAACCUGGAGUGUGAUGAAGGAGGCAGUGCUACCCUGUCCUGUGAACUUUCCAAACCUGGCGUCCCUGUGCAGUGGAAAAAAGGAAGCCAGGUUAUCCAGUCUGGAGGGAGGUACAUCAUCAAGCAAACUGCAUCAAAAGUGGAGCUAAAAAUCAAUGAUCUUAAACCUGACGAUGAAGGAGACUACACGUGUGUAUGUGGAGAUAAGAAAAGCACAGCCAAUAUGAAGAUCAAGGUGCUGAAGGCUUCGUACAAACCAGGACUUCAAAAGCAGACAACUGAAGAGGCAUCAGUCAGUGUUUCAAAGUUCCUCAUUGCAUCUGCUGCCUCUGAAACAGACACCAUGUAUCAGAAGAGAGAAAAGGAGGAACAACUCAGUGUUCCAAAGUUCCUCACAGCAUCUGCUGCCCCUGAAACAGACACUGCGAAGCAGGAGAAAGAGAAGCAGGAACAACUCAGUGUUCCAAAGUUCUUCGCAGCAUCUGCUGCCCCUGAAAGAGACAUCCAGAAGCAGGAGAAAGAGAAGCAGGAACAACUCAGUGUUUCAAAGGUCCUUACUCCAUCUGCUGCCCCUGAAAAAGACAUCCAGAAGCAGGAGAAAGAGAAGCAGGAACAACUUAGUGUUCCAAAGUUCCUCGCUGCAUCUGCUGCCCCUGAAAUAGACAUCCAGAAGCAAGAGAGAGAGAAACAGGAAAUACCCAGUGUUCCAAAGUUCCUCACUGCAUCUGCUGCCUCUGAAACAGACACUGCGUAUCAGAAGAGAGAAAAGCAGGAACAACUCCGUGCUCUCCCAGUUCAAUUCAUGCAAGAACUUCUAAACCAAACAUGUGAUGAAGGCGGCAGUGUUACUCUGCACUGUGAACUCUCAAAACCUGGGGUCCCCGUGGUAUGGAGAAAAGGAAAACAGGUGAUCCAUUCUGGAGGAAAAUACAACAUUGUGCAAGAUGGGUCUACUGUUGAGCUGAAGAUCACUGAUCUAAAACCUGAAGACACUGGAGACUAUGCCUGUGAUUGUAAAGACAACAUCACCACAGCUAAAAUCAAAGUCAAUGCCUUACCAGUGGUCUUCAAGCAAGAGCUACAGAACCAGGAAUUUCAGGAGGGGGACAGUGUUACUUUGCAAAGUGAACUUUCUAAACCUGGGAUUCCUGUUGUAUGGAGGAAAGGAACCCAGGUGAUCCAUUCAGGAGAAAAGUACCUCAUCAAGCAAGUUGGGUCUAAUGUUGAGUUGAAGAUCACAAAUCUUAAACUUGAAGAUUCUGGAGACUAUGUUUGUGAUUGUGGAGACAACACCACCACAGCUAACAUCAAAGUCAAUGCUUUACCAGUGGUCUUCAAGCAUGAGUUGCAUAACCAGGAGGUUCAAGAGGGAGACAGUGUUACUCUGCACUGUGAACUCUCAAAACCUGAAGUUCCUGUGGUAUGGAAGAAAGGAACACAGGUGAUCCAUUCUGGAGGAAAAUAUGUCAUCAAGCAAGCUGGGAUUAUUGUUGAGCUGAAGAUCCUUAAACUUUCAUUUGAGGAUGCUGGAGACUAUGCAUGUGAUUGUGGAGAAAACAUCAGCACUGCCAACAUCAAAGUCAAGGCAUUACCAGUGGUCUUCAAGCAUGAGUUACACAACCAAGAGGUUCAAGAGGGGGACAGUGUUACUCUGCACUGUGAACUCUCAAAGCCUGAAGCUCCUGUGGUAUGGAGGAAAGGAACACAGGUGAUUCAUUCUGGAGGAAAGUAUGUCAUCAAGCAAGCUGGGCCUACUGCUGAGCUUAAGAUUACUGAUCUUAAACUUGUAGAUGCUGGAGACUAUGCCUGUGAUUGUGGAGACAAUGUCACCACAGCCAACAUCAAAGUCAAUGCAUUGCCAGUGGUCUUCAAGCAUGAGUUACAUAACCAGGAGGUUCAAGAGGGAGACAGUGUUACUCUGCACUGUGAACUCUCAAAACCUGGAGUUCCUGUGGUAUGGAAGAAAGGAACACAGGUGAUCCAUUCUGGAGGAAAGUAUGUCAUCAAGCAAGCUGGGUCUAUUGUUGAGCUGAAGAUCCUUAAUCUUGCAUCUGAGGAUGCUGGAGACUAUGUAUGUGAUUGUGGAGACAACAUCAGCACUGCCAACAUCAAAGUCAAUGCAUUGCCAGUGGUCUUCAAGCAUGAGUUACAUAACCAGGAGUUUCAAGAGGGGGACAGUGUUACUCUGCACUGUGAAAUCUCAAAACCUGGAGUUCCUGUGGUAUGGAGAAAAGGAACACAGGUGAUCCAUUCUGGAGGAAAGUAUGUCAUCAAGCAAGUUGGGACUACUGCUGAGCUUAAGAUUACUGAUCUUAAACUUGAAGAUGCUGGAGACUAUGCCUGUGAUUGUGGAGACAAUGUCACCACAGCCAACAUAAAGAUUAAUGCUCUUCCAGCCAUUUUUACACAAGACUUGAGGAACCAGACAGCUGUUGAAGGAGACAGCAUCGUCUUCCAGUGUCAGCUCUCCAAACCAGACGUUACCGUUGAGUGGCGCAGGGGUGAAAUUGGCCUGUGUCCCUGUGCAAAAUAUGAAUUCAAGCAUGAUGGCCACCAUGUUCAGCUGGUCAUACAUGAUCUUGAACCUUCUGACUCUGGUGACUACAUUUGUGACAGUGGAGAUCAGCAAAGCCAUGCACAUCUUGAAGUUAAGGCUCAGCCGGUUCUUUUCAAAACGGCUCUGCAAAAUCUGGAUACUGAGGCUGAGGGAAAUGCAGUUUUUAGAUGCGAACUUACCAAACCUGGAGCCAAAGUCACUUGGAAGAAAAACAAUUGUGUAUUGGAAGCAAGCAGCAAAUAUCAACUCAAACAGGAUGGGGCAGAGGCCGUUCUUAUUAUCCACAAACUGCAGGGAGGAGACUCUGGAGAAUAUUCCUGUGAGACAGAACAUGAUCGGACGUCUGCCAGACUCAUUGUGAAUGAGCCUGAAAUCGUGGUCUUAACUGGUCUGAAGAGCUGCAUUGUCAAUGAAGGUGAGGAUGUCCAUUUUGAAUGCCUUGUCUCUCAUGACAAUGCACCCAUUGUUCAGUGGACACUUCAAGAUAUUCCACUUCAGAACAAUGAGAUGAAUGAAAUCCAAAAAGAGGGCAAAAGACACACGCUCACACUACGAGGUGUAACCCAGAAGGACUCAGGGACAGUGUCCUUCCAUGUGGGUUCCCACACUUCUUUCGCUUGUCUUACGGUCAAAGCAAUCCCUGUGCAAUCAUUUGUGAAGGACUUGUCUAGCCAAGAAGUCGAUGAAGGAGACAAUGCCACAUUAUGUUGUGAGACUUCAAUCCCAGAUGCAAAUGUGACCUGGAAAAAAGGAACACGUGUCCUAUCCGAUGGACAGAAGUAUUCUAUAAAGAGGCAAGGCACAAUUCAAACCUUGGUGAUCCAUAAGCUAUCCGUAGAAGAUGGUGGAGAGUACAUAUGUGAAGCUGGAGACAAACAGAGCAAAGCCACACUGACUGUCAAAGAGUAUGUAAAAAUCACUCAAGAAUUAAAGGAUGUGACUGUGAUAACGGGCGAAGAUGCAGUCUUCCAGUGUGAAGUGUCCCAUUCAGGGAUUACGAAUGUCGAGUGGUGGCUCGGCUCCAACCACCUUCAAAACAAUGACUUGAAUCAAAUCAGCUGCAGAGGAAGGGAACACAGCCUAGUGCUGAAAAUGGUCACACCAGAUGAUUCAGGUGAUGUAGCUUUUGUGGUUGGCCAAGAGAAGACCGUCGCCUACUUGAUGGUUCAGGAGAAACCCAAAGUCAUAUUCUUAGAGAAGCCUCUGGACAUAACUGCCAACGAGGGUCAAACAGUCACCUUAUCCUGCAUGACCUCCGACCCUGAGGCCUCUGUCACCUGGUACAGAGAUGAGGAGAUGAUAAAGGCAGGGAGCAGGUAUCUGCUUUACAAGGAUAGAGCUGUUCAUCAACUCCGCAUCCUUAGGGUGGAGGAAGGAGAUGCAGGGCUGUAUACUUGCAAAACCAAAGAUGCAGAAAGCUGCGCCACCCUUACUGUAAAAGAACAACCUGCGUUCUUCCGCAAGGAAUUAGAAAACCAGAAGGCAACAGAGGGAGAUAGCAUAUCCUUGCGCUGUGAGCUCUCUAAGCCGGGUAAAAAAGUAGAGUGGAGAAAGAGUGGAGUGGUGCUUUAUCCCAGUAGGAAAUAUGAAAUGAUACAGGAAGGAUGUGUACUGGAGCUCCAUGUCCAUGAUCUGGAUCCAGAGGACAAUGGCUACUACACAUGUGAUGCUGGAGACCAGCUGACCACAGCAUCAGUCACAGUCCAAGAGACUGAGGUCCUCAUAGUGUCGGGUAUAAAGAAUACAGAUGUGUUUGUGGGCGAACAGGCAGUUUUCUCCUGCCAGCUCUCUCGCCGUGCAAAAGGCAGAGUUCAGUGGUGGCUAGACGGCACUCGUUUGGAGAACAAUACCUUCAGUGAGAUAAGUGUAGGUGAAGAUCAUGUCCACACCCUUACCCUAAGGAACCUCUCUCCUAAUGACUCGGGAACAGUCCUGUUCAAAACAGGUGCCCUGACAUCCUCUGCCAAGCUGUUAGUGAAAGAUCCCAAUGUGGAGGUGGUCAGUGCCAUGGAGGACCAACAUGUAGCAGAGAACCAGCCUGCAGAGUUCAUCUGUCAGUACUCCCGGCCAGUCAAGGCUGUAUGGAAGCAAAAUGGCUUACCUGUGCAAGCCGAUGGUCGCAGGGUAAUAGUGGAACAGGACUGGACAGUUGCGCGGUUGUACAUUAGCUGUGUGGAACCCCAGGAUGGGGGACUUUACUCCUGUGAGGCAGAAGGGACUUCUGUGGUGGCGCACCUAAGGGUGCAAGCCAAACCCAUUGAAAUUGUCCAGGAACUGAGUAAUGUAGAGACCAUUAAUGGCGGGGAAGUACUUUUUGAAUGUGCCUUAUCUCGCCCUGAAAUCAAAGACUGCCGGUGGCUACUCAAUGACCAGCCUCUGAAGGAGUCUGCAAAUGUGGAGAUAGUUUCUUUUGAGAGUGGUCGGCGCCAUCUUCUGCUUUUAAAAGAUGUGCAUCCUUGUGAAAAUACAAGAGUUACAUUCCAAGCUGGCACAGCAACAACUACUGCCCUUCUGUCUGUUAAAACCUGGCAAGUGAAGGUGGUCAAGCCUUUGGAGGAUAAGACGGCCAUUGCAGGAGAGCAAGUGGAGUUCACUUGUGUUUUGAAUGAAGCUGUGCCAGAAAGUGAAGUGACUUGGUAUGCUAACAGUGUUGAACUUCAACGUGAUGACAGCUGGACCAUGAGAGUCAGUGGCUCUUCAUACAGCCUAAUCUUGAAGAAAGCAAAUGCUCAGCCAACACAGGAAAUCACUUUUGCAGCUCGUGAUGCCUUAUCAAUGGCCAAACUCACCGUAAUUACUGUGCCUGAUCCACCUGAAGACCCAGAGUUGGUCAGUAAAGGCCCAACUUUCGUUACACUUUCUUGGUUCACCCCCCUCAAUGAUGGUGGAAGCCCAAUCCUGGGUUACCGUGUAGAGAUGCGUCUUGUAGACAGUGUCCUCUGGCUGCCCUGCCAUACAGAACCAGUGUGCAACACUGAAUUUCUGGUUGAGAACCUCAUUCCAGGAGCAGGUUACAGGUUCCGUGUUGCAGCAAUUAAUUGUGCGGGCAUUGGUGAACACGUCCAAUUACCUCAAACCGUAAAACUUGAUGCACCAGUGACCAUUACCAAAAUGUUAGGCAGCUCUGAGAUCCAAAAAGGAAAGAUAGUUCGUUUGGAAUGUGAACUUUCUGCAGAGAACAAACCAGUCACAUGGCUCAAAGACAACAGAGAGAUAGAUGUUGGGGUAAAGUACCAAGUAGUUACAGAUGGCAAGAGCCAAGUUUUGCUCAUAAAGGAUUUUCAGUCUGCAGACCAGGGUGCCUAUUCUUGUGUGGCCUCAGAGGAGGCAAAGACCUCACUCAACCUAAACCUUAAAGAUAACACAACAGUUUCUGAGGAUGUGGGUAGCCAACCCACACUACCUCCUGAAGCUGCUUCUGAGGGAGAUUUGCACGAUCUGUGGGAGGCAGUGGCCAAGAAGCGAAGAAUGAGCCGAGAACCCACAUUAGAUUCGAUUUCGGAGCUGCCAGAAGAAGAUGGAAAAGAAAAGGCAAAAGGGGGUACAGUACCUGAGAAAGAAGUAAAAGGGAAGGAAAGACUUGUUGAAGCACCUCCCAAAUUAAAACCAGAGCCUAAUCUCUACACCAGUUCUGAUGAAGACUCUCUCAGUGGGACAAGCCUGGUGUCUUACCUUAAGAAAACCAGCAAAUCUUCUGGAGCUGUGGAAAGUUCCACUGAGACUAACGCCUCCAAGAAACUGUUUGAGCACUUCCAAAUGACUGAACAGUCAGCUUCACAGACAACUGUGGAGCCCCUCAUGGAGGCUAAUAAAGGCGAUGAAUUGCUAGAUGCUGCUGUCAAAAUUCAAGCAGCCUUCAAAGGUUAUAAGGCCAGAAAGGACAUGCGACCAGUCUUUAAAGAAGUAUUCAAGGAUCAGUCAAAAGAGCCUAAUGGGACUAUUCAUCUAGAGUGCAUUGUGGAAGGAAAGCCUGAAAAAGUUCGCUGGCUGAAAGAUGGUGAACCCUUAACAGAUGGCAAGCACUACCAUAUAGACAUCUAUAACGAUGGCACCUGCUCUCUAGUAGUGACAGCUGCCACGACUAAAGAUACAGGUGUUUACACUUGUGAAGUCACCAAUAAAUUUGGCGUGUCAACACACAGUGGAAAAGUCACUGUGGGUACAUCGAGAGAAUCUUCUGGGCGACGACCACUAACAUUGGGCUACAGUGCAGAUAGUGAACCUGAGAGCUCCUCAGGAAGCGAGAUGGAUGAGACUUUACGUCAGGCAAGCAAACGUUUACGCCGGCUUUGGCGCACCCGUCUUCCUCCAGAUGUGGAGGAGGAACCUUUUGUGAGUGCUGAUGAAGGAGAUCUACCACCACCAGAUCUACAGUCAUACCGGGAAGAUGACCAGUAUAUCUACAUUCGCUUUGAUAAUUGUAGUGAAGCUCAAGUGGCUUCUCAGCGCUUCCAGGAAAUGUUUACUUAUCAAGGAGUGCCCAUUGAAACCGCCAUCAUAGAAGCAGGCAUUAAGGUAGAGCUGCGUAUCACAAAGAUGGGCGCAUCACAAGACGGCUCCCUAACCCCAACUCAGGAAAGUCCAACGCCUAGUUUUGUGACAGCACCUCCUGCGGCCCCCAUCUUCCUCACGGAGCUCCGUAGCCAGGAUGUUCCGGAUGGAUUUCCAGUCAGUUUUGACUGUGUGAUCACUGGCAAGCCCCAUCCCACGGUGCGAUGGUUCAAGGAUGGAAAGCUGUUGGAAGAGAAUGACCACUACAUGAUCAAUGAAGACUUGGAUGGCCGCCAUCAGCUUAUUAUCACAGCUGUUCUCCCCACAGACAUGGGCGUAUACCGAUGCAUGGCUGAAAAUGACAGUGGCAUCGCCUCCAGCAAGGCUGAGCUAAGGGUGGACAUGUCAUGCAGUUCAGAUUAUGACACUGCAGCUGAUGCCACAGAAACAUCGUCAUACGUCAGUGCUAAAGGUUAUGUGUCUAGCUCAGAGCACAGAGACACAGAGGCCUUUGAGUCGGUAGCAGAGGAUGAACAGCUUCCCCAGGUUGUGGAUGAGUUACAUGAUCUUAUCCUCAGUCCUGGAGCACCAAUUGCCAAAUUGAGUGUUACAGUCAAAGGAUUUCCUACUCCAAGGGUUUAUUGGUUCAAAGAUGGCACCCCAAUUCAAGCAUCCAGCAGAAUUUCUUUGUCAUCCAAGCGAGAUGUGCACAGUCUUGAGAUUUUGGAUGUUAACCGAGAGGACAGUGGGGAGUACUCGGCAUACAUUAGCAAUAUUGCUGGCUCCGCCUAUUCUUCAGCACGAUUAAGUGUAUUGGGUCCUGGAGAGCGCCUAAUGCCUGAACAAGUAAAAAUGAGAGAAUCAAAGGUGCCACUUGUGCCACCACGCUUCCUAGAGAGGUUCAGCAACAAGAAGGUGAAACAAGGAGCAAGUAUAACGCUGUCAGCCAAAGUGGAAGGUUCCCCGACUCCAUCGGUGAACUGGUUAAAGGAAGUGUCAGAGAAAGAUGUUUUGUGGAUCAAGGCAGACACACCAGGUUACAAGGUGGCCAGUUCUGGUCGUCAGCAUAGUCUAAUCCUCAUGGAAGUGGGAAAGGAACACAGUGGCAUGUAUACCUGCAUUGCCACCAACCGUGCUGGACAGUCGGUCAACACGGCCAGACUGGACGUUGAGCCUGCACCAGAACAAAAGGCCAAAGUGGGACCAGAGGUUCUUGGAAUUACCAUCAGCCCACCUCACGAAGGAGAGAUCAAACUACCUUACAUGGGUGAAGUGGGUUCAGAGGAAUUUCUACAAAAGCUCACAACGCAAAUCACAGAAAUGGUAUCUGCCAAGAUCACUCAAGGUUCAUUACGUGUCCCAGGAGCAGACAGUGAUGAUGAAACAAAAACACCUUCCCCAUCUCCCUACCACGGCCGGUCACGCCCCGCUUCCCUCAUCGCAGACUCAUCAUCCGAGUCUGAUGAAGGAGAUGCCAGAGGAGAGAUGUUUGAUAUAUAUGUGGCGACUGCUGACUAUACCCCUAUGGGCAUCAGUAAAGAGGCCAUCGCUCUGAAAGAGGGCCAGUAUGUAGAGGUCUUGGAUUCUGCUCAUCCACUUAAAUGGCUGGUUCGCACCAAACCAACCAAAUCCACCCCAUCUCGGCAGGGAUGGGUGUCACCUGCAUAUCUCGACAAGAGGCUGAAGCUGUCUGCAGAUACAACAGACCUUCCAGAAACCACCAAAGAGGAAGUCACCGAGACAGAAUACAAGAAGAAACGCUGUCAACUCAUUCAGGAGCUGAUCAACACAGAGGCUGAGUUUCUGAAGGAAGUCGAGUUCUUCACAUCACACCAUCUGAAGCAUGUUGAAGAAGAGAGCGCACCACCUCAUAUCGCUAGCCAGAAGGAAACCAUCUUUCGUAACAUCAACGAUUUGAAAGCUUUCCACAGCAGCUCUUUGUUGCCUGGUCUGCGAGAGUGCGACACAGAUGACGACGUUGCUAUGCAUUUACUGAAAAACUCUGAAGGUUUUGAGAAAUAUCUACAGUACCUCACUGGACAGACCCAAGCUGAGUCCAUCAUCAGUGAGAAAGAUGUGUAUCAAUACUUUAAGGAUUAUACAGUCACUGAGUUGGCAAAUGUUGACCCUUCUGAAGGUCCUGUUUUGAGUAUAAACGCUUACGUUGAGAGACCGCUGGAGAGAAUUCAAAAAUACAGAGCUUUGCUGAAGGACAUGAUACGGAACAAAGCGAGGAACGGUCAGAACUGCUGCUUGCUGGAGCAGGCCUACGCCAUGGUGUCAUCUCUGUCCCAGCGCUCGGAGAACACACAUCACGUGUCCCUCAUAGAGAAUUACCCCGCCAAUCUGGAAGCACUGGGAGAACCUAUUAGACAGGGGCCUUUUAUAGUUUGGGAAGGUGCUCCUGGAGUUCGGACAUCAUCUAGAGGUCAUCACCGUCAUGCCUUCCUUUUCAAAAACCAUGUGGUCAUCUGCAAGCAGAAGAGAGAGACAAGCACAGACAGGCAAACAUAUGUCUUCAAGAACAUGAUGAAGCUGACAAACAUUGAUGUGAAUGAGACUGUGGAGGGAGAUGAAAGAGCGUUUGAGAUCUGGCACGAGCGAGAGGAUUCGGUGAGAAAAUAUACACUGCAGGCUCGAACCGUUAUCCUGAAAAACUCCUGGCUCCGUGACCUCCGGGAUCUUCAGCAACGCUAUAGCAUGCCAACGUGGUGCCCUCCAGAUUUUGACUCGGUGCUAACCGAUUUCACGGCAGAACUUGGACAGACGAUUAAACUCGCCUGUAAGGUCACCGGUGUUCCCAAACCACAGGUCACCUGGUAUAAAGAUGGGCGUCCUGUACAGGUGGAUCCUCAUCACAUCAUCAUCGAGGAUCCUGACGGCUCCUGCACGCUUAUAUUAGACAACAUGACGGCAAACGACUCGGGACAGUACAUGUGCUUUGCCACCAGCUCUGCGGGCAACGCCAGCACACUCGGCAAAAUCACUGUACAGGUACCCCCACGUUUUGUGAAUAAGAUCAGGAAUGCCACCCUUAUUCCAGGAGAGGAUGCUCAGUUUAGCAGCGUCAUUCAAAGUGCACCAAGUCCCAAGAUAAGAUGGUUUAAGGAUGGUAAACUACUGACGGACCAGGAGAAGUAUCAGACGUACAGUGAAUCCCGAAGUGGAGUUCUGGUUCUGGUUAUUAAGAACCCUGGAGAACGAGACCUGGGACAAUACGAGUGUGAGCUGUCGAAUCGUCUGGGCAGUGCCAGGUGUGCAGCUCAGCUCGUCACUCCUGCUGUGGCAAUGGCUGAAAAACGGAGAGGGGAUCAGGCCAUCUCUAUAGAAGUAAUGGAACAGGAGACAAAAGGGCCAAAGAAAACCAUAAUUAUUGAGGAGACCAUCACCACCGUGGUGAAGAAUACUCGCAUGAAACGUCACGCCUCGCCCCGACCCUCCCCUAUGGGUGCUCUCCGUUCUGAGACAUCCACACCCGAACCGCCCAGACAAAGACGACCACCAGCUAGAAAGACCGUACCCACAGUAUAUGUCCAGGAGCCUGAAGGAGCCACAGCCAGGAACCCCAAAUGGGUGGAGGUGGAGGAGAUAAUCGAGUAUAAAGUGAACAAAUCACCUAGGCUACAAAGAAGAAGGGGUGUCUCCCCAGGCAAGCGCUCACCACUUGUAAAUCCAAACACUAAUAACUCCAACAACAAGUUGGUGGAGUCUGAAAUGACUUUACAAGCUACUCCUGGAACGAAUGAAGAAGACACUUCACCAAAUGUGUCGGAAGUAACAACGGGGGUUGACGAUAUGCUGACAACAUACAUGCCAAAUAGCGAAGAAAUCUCCGAUCUAGAUGAUGACAAUGAAGGAACUAUUGUCCUGGAACCAGAAGAUGAUCAGGAUGAGCUCGGUGCACGAGAUUGCAAAAUCCUGACUCAUGGGAAUCAAGUUCUCACCCUUGAAGAUCUCGAAGAUUACGUCCCUCAGGAAGGUGAAACUUUUGGAAGCGUUACAGACCAGCAUGGAGCCGUUGAGACGCCCUGUGAGAUCUCCGUCUUGCAGAGGGAAAUUAAUGAACCUGUCGUCGGCAAACCCGUUCUGUUGAAUGUAGGCCGCCCCGUGGCACCCGUAAGGCCUCGCAUGGGCUUCUUCGGCUCCUUCAGGGAGCACAUUUCCAGCAUGUUUACUCCAGGUGCUUCGGCAAGCGGCGGCUCUCGGCCAAAGCGAGAGAAGACCAUACCUAUUCACGUGAUGGGAGAAUCUUCAUCCAGCUUUGCGAGGAUCGAGGUCAAACCGAAGUACUGCUCGGAGGUUCAGAGAGGAAAGGAAGGAGGCCAGCAAAGCUUCAAAACGCAGGUUUCUGCACAAACCCGCAGCUACCAACCAACGGAAGUUACUCUUCAGAUCCCACAGAGGAACCCAUUUGACAAGCAGUAGUCGGGGAGGAAUCCGGAAAAACUGUAGAAGUAAUCUUCUUGUCCUUCUUUAAUGCUUGUCCUCCAGCAUACAACAUCUGGACAUAUAGUAGCUGGGAUCAUCCUUUGUAAAAUCUUGCCUAAAGGUCUGGGAGUAAACAUCAAUCACAAGGCUCAUUCCAUUUUAAAGUGACUCUUAUUCUUAAGGGUUCAGUUGCAAAACUCACCUUUAUAUCCUAUCCAAGACUUUCUGACGACUUGAGUUUCCUCAAGCGUGUUAUCCAAUAUGCAGCUGCGCUUGGGAACAGUGGGCAGUUUGAUAUAUGUGAACAUGCAAAUAUGGACGAUACAACUAAGGAUAGACUCCUGACAAACUCCUAAGAAAUACUCUUGGAAGUAAAGCAGUAUCUAUGCAUAUUAAUAGAAUUGCCAAAGACAAUUUUAUAAGAGAGUUAUUUCCAGCCUGAUCUCAGGAAUUUGUAUGUAUUUUACGAAUUGGCUCAUUUGCAUGUAUUCGUACAAAGUGAAAAACAAAAGCCUAAUUUCGGCAAUUCCUACGGAUUUUAUGAGUUGGCUAAUUCUUAUAAAUUCGUACGAAGUGAAUCGUAUAAAAUCAAAAGACUGAUCUUAGGAAUUCGGACGUAUUUCAUGAAUUGGCUUUUUGCAUGAAUUCGUAAAAUAAAACAAUUCAUGCAAAUUCCUACGGAUUUUAUGAGUUGGCUAAUUCGUAUAAAUUCGUACGAAGUGAAUCGUACAAAAACAAAAGCCUGAUCUCAGGAAUUCGUACGUAUAUUUUAGAAAUUGGCUAACUCAUAUUCGUACGAACUGAAUCGUACAAAAACAAAAGCCUGAUCUCAGGAAUUUGUACGUAUUUUAUGAGUUGGCUAAUUCGUAUGAAUUCGUACGAAGUGAAUCGUACAAAAACAAAAGCCUGAUCUCAGGAAUUCGUACAUCUUUUACGAUUCGAGUAAAUCGUAUGAAUUCGUAUAAUGUGAAUCGUACAAAAACAAAAGCCUGAUCUCAAGAAUUUGUACGUAUUUUACGAGUUGGCUAAUUCGUACGAAGUGAAUCAUACAAAAACAAAAGCCUGAUCUCAGGAAUUCGUACAUCUUUUGCGAGUUGGGUAAUUCGUAAAAAUUUGUACGAAUUGAAUCGAACAAAAACAAAAGCCUUAUCUCAGGAAUUCGUAUGUAUUUUACAAGUUGGUUAAUUCGUAUAAAUUUGUAUAAAGUGAAAAACGUUUGAUUAUUAUAAAGGACAAUAAUGAAACCCCACCCCAACGUCACAGCAGCAAAAGCAAAUCGUAUAAAAACAAGUGUGGUCGUAUGAAUUAGCCACCUCAUAAAAUACGUACGAUUUGCCAUGAGAUUGCAUUGUUAUUUCUGUGCUUAAUAUACAUUGUUUGAGAGUAUUUAUUUUGAUGGCCAACAUCUCUUAAACCAAGAAGUUUGUAAACUUUUUUGGUUUAAUACAAAUACGAAUUUCAUCACAUCUAAGGUCUGUGUUGCUGUGUGUGAUGCACCAGGUACCAAGACCUUGAAGACUUCAUCUUGCACUGAAACAUUUAACAUUUUAGUUUUACUGUAAGCAUGUGUUCAUAUGAACGUAUGGGGUUUUGUAGCCUUACAAAGAUUAUUUGACGUUCACCUUAAGAACCAUGUAACACAAAAUUGAUUUUAUGACUUUAGAUUUAUUUUAAAAAGUAUUUCUUGUGCAACAUGAUUUAAUGCACAUAGUAUUUACAAGAUUGAAAAGGUUUGGAGAUGCAGUUUACUGGAGUAAUGCCUAGUAUAUAAAACUUGUUUGAAUAAUAGAAACAAAUAUUUAUUUUGUGUCAACACAAAUGUGUGUGUGUAACAUAAUUUAUAUGGUUUCAGUGGGUCUGCAGUUUUGGAUAACGUAAAAUAAAUUAGACCUAAUAAACUUAAAUUCUGAUGUUGUUGAUGUUGUGAAAUAGAGUAUAGAUUUCUUCCUAAUAUGAACUGUGUCACAGAGAAUGUUAUGAAAGCAAUAAAAUAAUCUCUGUUUACUAUA